UUUAAGCGGCCGGUGUUGUUUGUGGUGACAGUUCAGCCGGGCCGAAUUUCUGCCGUCGCACUUCGGCUGUUAUACUGUACAUGUGGCUCUGGCCGCCUGGUCCACUGGUGUCUCUUCGCAUGGUGUCUACAGGAGCUGGCGGCGUUUGCGCCCAGAAAUGAGUAGCUUUCAUGUAGAUGAUUUUAUAGCAGGGUGGAUAGGUGGUGCAUCUAGCGUUAUUGUUGGACACCCACUUGACACAGUAAAGACACGUUUACAAGCUGGAAAGGGAUACAGAAAUACCCUCCACUGUAUUCUCACGAUCUACCAGAAGGAAAGCAUUUAUGGCUUCUUCAAAGGACUCUCCUUCCCCCUGGCCAGCAUCACGCUCUACAACUCGAUGGUGUUCGGCUUCUUCAGCAAUGCGCAGCGGCUCCUCAGCCAGCUUCGCCAUGGCGACGCCAGGCGGCCCUGUGGCAUGCUGGACCUGGCGCUCGCCAGCAUGAUGACGGGUCUGGUUUCCGUGGGCGUCGGGGGCCCCGUGGACCUCGUGAAGAUCCGGUUGCAGAUGCAGUCCCAGCCGCUCCUGGCAGAGAGCCUCCACUUGGCAGGAGACGUCUCAGUCCGUGGGGUGGAGCUGCAGGGAACACGGCUGUACCGGGGUCCCCUGCACUGCAUCGGCAGCAUUCUGCAGACAGAAGGCGUGCUGGGGCUGUACCGGGGGGCUGGGGCCAUGAUCCUGCGUGACGUGCCUGGAUACACCCUCUACUUCAUCCCCUACAUCCUGCUCUGUGAUUGGUUGACCCCUGAAGGCAGCACCUCCCCUCACCCGUGUUUCAUUUGGCUCGCCGGAGGAUUGGCAGGCUCUGUAUCCUGGGUUACAGCCACGCCCACUGAUGUGAUUAAGAGCCGACUGCAGGCCGACGUCCUUCACCAGCGGAAAUAUGAAGGGAUUCUUCACUGCAUCAACCACAGCUACAAGACAGAGGGGCUACACGUCUUCUUCCGGGGGGCCACCGUGAACGCCAUCCGCGGCUUCCCCAUGAGCGCUACCAUGUUCCUGGGCUAUGAGCUCUCGCUGAAAUUCAUCCGGGGCCUGUAGCCGCUCAGGCGGUCUCCUCCAACCCAGGGGGGGGGGGGGUUCGCUGAUGUUGUCCUCACACAAAUAACAGGGCAAACACACGGGGCCUGUCGCUUGCUGUACAGCAACUACCUUCUUACGUUAAGAAAGGGUAUGAAAAUAAGGUAGAAUGUUUAUCAUAGAUAAUGUUUACAGUUCUACAGUGUUAUAAUGUUUAAGAACAAAAUGCAGGAAAACAGAUUUUCCUCUAAAUGUAUUCAGAGUGGCUACUUUAGUAAGUACACCUGAGUAAUACCAGGUCCAACCCCCUUCUUUUCUCCAGGACCACUUUAAAGGUAGACGAGCCUUUCUGUACACUACUGCACUGUUAUUUUCACACUUGUGCUCUGUCUGGCCAUUCUUCUCUGGUCCCUCAUUAACAAGAGAUCUGCCCCUGAUUGGAUAUUUUUUGUUGUUGUUCAUCACAUCAGUUCCUGUAUCAGCAACACACGGCACUUUUCUUUGUUUAUCAAAUUCGUCUCUGUAAACUCUAGACACAGUAGUGUAUGAAAAUCUCAAGAGAGUAUUUGUGAGAUGCUGGAUCACUUCCGGCGUACUCACAUUGGUCUCGCUUGCCUUGUACUGAGCCUGAGCACGAUUGCCCGCCCCCCCCCACUGGUUUGUACUCACAUUGCACUUAACGUUCUGAGCCAAAACACGCUUUCGCCAUUGCCGUGCGACUUCUUUUGUGUUGAAGAUAACAUAGGAAGGAAAGCACAAUCACAGAGCACAAUGGAGUUUAUCAUUAAUGCCCUUAUUUCAUGAUUUAUUUGGAGUCGUUUUAGGCGUGAUGACACAGAUUUAUCUAGUAAAGCGAUUUUUAUUUAUUCAUCCUGCACGUAUAACAAGAUAGUUCCACAUUUUACCAAAUAUCUCAGCGUUUGUGCUAACAAUCACACCAAGGUCAUUAUCACUUAUAUCAUAUGUCAUAACUGCUCAAAUGCUUAGUCGAUAGUAACUGAACCUCUUGACCAUGUCUGCAUGUUUAAUGUAUUCAGUUUUAGCCACAUCAUCCACUGUUGAGUGGGAAAGGCUGUUUGCAUUAACAGACAGGUGUACCUAAUUAACUGGCCACUGUGUUUUUAAGCAUAUUUUUAUAUUCUCCAGGUAAUACUAUACAUAUUGUGUAUGUUGUACCUGCCUGACUGUAAAUACAGCCAAUUAAACCUCAGCUGCAAAUAUAAUAAAACUAUUCUUUACCAUCUAAUGGGUCAGUGAUUACGCGUGCCAAUUUAAUUUACGCAGCUGGUGUAACAAACCUUAAUUUCAGCCAUAAUUCGACUGUUAUUAACGUGAUCGCGCACCAGUUGGUUGAAAAUGUCUUAAUAUAUCUGGAAA
Molecule: messenger RNA, 2437 nt
Organism: Paramormyrops kingsleyae
Lineage: Eukaryota; Metazoa; Chordata; Actinopteri; Osteoglossiformes; Mormyridae
Gene: slc25a48
Product: solute carrier family 25 member 48
Biological process (GO): transmembrane transport
Cellular component (GO): mitochondrion
Molecular function (GO): transmembrane transporter activity
Source: RefSeq, a predicted model, not a curated record